CUCUCUUGCCCCGUGUCUCAGUUUAGCUAACAUGGCUUAGCCUGUUGUGGAAACAGGGACAGGGACAGGGACAGGGAGACCGACUUUAGACACGUCUUCAGACACGUCUUCAGCUCUGGGACGUGAUAUGGAAAGAUAACGCCACAUACCGGAAGUCUGGAGAACGUCUUCCUGACUGACAACAAAUACAGCUUAGAGGGAGAGGGGGGAGAGAGAGGGAGAGAGGGAGAGAGGGAGGGUGAGCGAGCUUAGACCAGUGUGGAUCCACAAUUACAAUCACAACAUGGACCCGGCAGCAGUGGCGUGUCGGACGGGUGCCCCUCGCCGCCGAGUGUAGCUCUCCGUCCAGUCGCAGCGGAAUCUUAUUUUUCGUCGUUGUUUUCAUGGGACACGGACAGACUGUCUCGGACUUCCCCGCCGCCUUGUCUCCGUUGUACCGCCGUGACAACACUCGCGUUGGCUAACGUUGCGUGUCCUCGUAGCUCCUCGUGUUUUAUGGACUUCUUCCAGUCCUGUUUUUCGCCUUGUUGUCGGUGGGAGCUGCUUUGACGGACGCGGCAGCUUUGACGGACGCGGCAGCUUUGACGGACGCGGCAGUCAUGUUCGCCGUGCGCAUCGUCACCGCGGACUACUAUCUGGCAAAGCCCGUUAAAGACCUGGAUGUGUGCUACUCUGAUUUCAGGCAGAGCGACGUGAACAAAGUGCCGGUGGUGCGGAUAUUUGGAGCGACACCCGCAGGUCAGAAGGCAUGUCUUCAUCUCCACGGUGUGUUCCCUUACGUCUGUGUGCCAUAUGAUGGCUACGGGCAACAGCCAGAGCGCUACCUGCGGCAGGUGGCCUUUAGCAUUGACAGGGCCCUCAACGUGGCGAUGGGGAACCCUGCCUCCAGCACCCAGCACGUCUUCAAGGUGGUGCUGGUCUCCGGCUUGCCUUUUUAUGGCUACCAUGCCAAAGAGAAGCACUUUAUGAAGAUCUACCUGUUCAGUCCUCAGAUGGUCAAAAGAGUGUGUGAACUGUUGCAGAGCGGAGCAGUGAUGAGCAAAAGUUACCAGCCUCACGAGGGCCACAUCCCCUUCCUCCUGCAGUUCUUUAUUGACUACAACCUCUAUGGCAUGAACCUGGUAAACCUGGGAGCUGUCAAGUUCCGCAGGAGCAAAGCAGAGUCACACAGGCAAACACACAGCAGUGGUCCCAGCAUCAGCCCCUGCAAGAGUCCCUGCACGUCAAAGCUCAAUGACAGCACACUGGGAGGCACGUUUGUCCGCUGGGAGGAGAACACUUUACCCUGUUCCUUACUGCUGGACGAGGUGGAGAAGCAGAGCACGUGUGAGCUGGAGGUCGACGCCGUCGCUGUCGACAUCCUCAACCGACUGGAGAUUGAAAAUCAGAUCGGCAGGAACCCCGGGCUGCAGGCCAUCUGGGAGGAUGAGAAGCAGAGGAGGAGAGAGAAGAACCAGGCCACCCAGAUCCAAACUCCCGAGUCACAAGAUCGCGGCUUUGUCACGUCGACAGACAGCGAGAAGAUCUUCUUGAAGAGACUGAAGGAGAUCCUGAAGGAGAACCAGUUCGACGUGACACAAGCUUCGUCUGUGGGUAAUGAUGAGGAAGACCAGGAUGAUUUUCUGGGUGACCUCAGUCUCCAUUCAGACCCCCUGACUGCUGAGGACUUACUGUGCACCCCUGCUAAUAUGGUCAAAGCUCACAGGGACACGCAGCAAGACUCAGACCUCAGGACCUGCGGUAAAGUCCCAGAGGAGGCUGUGGUGGAUGAGGAGGCCAUUCUGAGUCUCCUGGAGAACAGUCAGACCUUCCUGCCACAGUCCCAAACAUCCAGCCACUCACCUCUGUACGACAGCAGCCAGGACCAUGCCAUCAUAGACCUGCUGGCCGGCCUGGAGGACGACGGUUUCUGCAGGACCCCUGUUCGGCAGAGUUCCCAGUCUCAGUCUCGUUCUUGUGCUGGGAGUUACCACUGCAACAGUGAUGAGGAGGAGGCGGGGCCACAGCGGGACAAAGAAGAGACAGAACUCAGCAUGUUAAUGUCACAGCGAUGGGACAACGAUGCUUCCAAGAGUUCAUUCUUACCCAGGUGUGGUGUGAAAGAGGCAGAGGACAGCUUCAGUGACGAGCAGCUGGAGUCCUCUGAUGAAGAAAUGGAGUGGAGUGGGAAUAACUCUCUGUUCGCCAACCUGUCGAUUCCUCAGCUCGACGGAGCAGCAGACGAGAACAGUGAUUCCUCCUUAACGGACAGUAGUUCCAGGACCCAGUCUUCUCUCAUUGUCACAGAGAAGAUGCAUGGUCAAAGAAAUCCUAUUCUUGGGGAGACUGUUCACCCGGAGCCACCGUCUUCAGCUAAGAUCCUUCUGGAGUGCAAGCACCCUGAGCACAGACCAGUUCAUGUUCUGGACACAGAACAACCACUGGACAAGCACUUUCAAUCAAAAAGCAGCCAGGACAGUAGUAAUCAAAGUUCCACAGGGUUUAAGCUUAACAAGGAAAUCCCCUACAUCCCUCCAGUUAAGCACCCUAUCGCCUGCAAAAUAGCCUGUCACCAUGAGAUGUCGCCUGUCUGUGGAGACAAAGAGGAGAUCCGACCCCUGUACACUUAUGACAAGCAAACCUCUAUAACCUUAGAUGAUACAGCUCUAGACAGUUUCUCAUUUGCUAACAGAAAGCUCACCAAAAACAGGAAGAAGUAUGGCAGCGUGAAGGAUGUUGAAACAAACUGUCUGUCCAUUCUUCAAAACCACAGUACCUUCUCUCUCUGUUACUCUGAGCUUCGAAGCUGUUCAUCCAAGAAAGAGCAGGAAUUGAGUCCGAAAGACCUUAAAACCCCCAUCCUGAGGAGCAUCUCCUCAGCCCCAUCACCCAUGGAAGAGGACGAGUUCCUUGAUCAUCAUGAGGAAGAAAUGACCCACGACAGAGAGGAGGGAGAUGUUGGUGAACUCAAAAUCAAGUACGAGGACUAUCAGGAAAAUAAAAGUGAGAAGACCAUCAUGGCUCAGCAGGAAGCACACUACAAGUUCUUUCCCAGUGUUAUCCUCUCAAACUGCCUUCGGAGGAAGAAGGUCGGAAGCAAAAAGCCGACAGAGUGCUGUAUGAAAACAGUAGAGGCUCAGCCUCGCAAGUCCAGACUAAAGGUCAACAAAAAAAGGUUAGGAAUGACAGGACAAUGGAAUAAAUUAAGCUUUGUUGAAAGCACCGCCUCUGUCAGCCAUGUUAGCACUAGCCUUACCUCAGCUGAGUUUCUACAGACUGUGGACACAGAGAUAUCAAUUUCAGAUGAACAGUCCAAGGAGGCUGUGCCAGUGGAAGAUGAGCUCAUUAAAGACACAGUCCUUUUCACAAAAGAGGUGGAAACAGAUGAAAUGUGUCUUAGUGAAAUGACAGAACCACUGACAGAGCUGUCUGUCACAGACUCCAUGACUGUCUCCUGUUUUUCUGAAGAAGCAGCUAAAGACACAGCAGAGGACAGGUUAAGCCCAUUGCAAGAUGUGUCUGCUAAAGUCACCUGCACCAAACCUUCAGCCCUGCCUGGUAGUAAAUAUACCCUGAGGGCCAAACGCAAGAUGAUUUGUGAUAGUGAGGAUGGAGAGCACUCAAGUUCCAUGCGUUCUAAAAACCCAGCCCCAGCCAAGGAUAGCAAGCAGAAGGACAGUGUUGUCUUCAGUGGACAGGAUGUAAAAGUCCAUAAACGGCGCAAGAAAGAGCCUCCCAUUAUAAUCAAAUACAUUAUUAUUAAUCGGUUCAAAGGACAGAAAAACAUGCUUGUGAAGAUGUCCAAAAUAAGUGCAGAGGAACAGUUGGUUUUGCUGACCCCUCAUAAGCUAAAUCAGUACAAUAAAAUGGCUCCUCUCAAGGACUUCUGGCCCAAGGUGCCGGAAUCCACUGCAGUCACGUUUCCUGUUUGUGAACCAAAGGCUAAGAAACAGUCCAAAAGAAAGACAAGAGUCAAUUCCACCAAUAAGAAAACACUCAGCAACUCGUCCACACCGAAAGUCAGAAAGGGUGAAAGAGUUAAGAGGACUAAAGACUGUCAUAGAAGUCCAAAUCUGUCCUCUCUGUCGCCCCCUGAGCCAAAUUACUGUGAGCUAGCUGAUGACCAUGACUCGGAGUACAAUGAUGUCAUGGUGGAGUUGGGUUACCUCUCUGAUAAAUGUCCAAGUCCCACAAACUCAACACCCCCACGUUGUUGGUCCCCAAGUGACCCUGUGAUGGACAGAUCAGAACAGCUGAUAGACCCACUUGGUGACCCAUGUCUUGGCUCUGCUGUUCUUCACAAGCCGUGCACUGUAUCUUCAACCAGACAAGCACACAGUAGGUAUCAACAUGCCAGACUUAAGAAGUCUGUGGAGAGUAAAAAGAAAGUGAGGUCAUCUCCUAAGCCCAAAGAAGUUGAACCCAAAAAAGAGAAAUGUAAGCAAAACAGUGGCGGUGCUCCAAGGCAGAAGAAAAAGGCUAAGGAUGUUCCCAAAGGUGCUAUCAGAUGUUCUCCAACCACCCUAAAAUCUAAAAGGUCUCGCAAAAAGAAAACUGAGGAACCCAAAAAACAUGAGUCAAGUAAAGAAAACUCUCAACUCCUUUUCCCAGAGGAUGACCUGCGUCCUUCUGAGAGUUCCUCUCAAGAGGUCCCUCCAUUUCAACAGCCAGUCAGCAAAGAUAGCAACAGUCAGGGCAGUUUUCAGUCAUCUACGUCCACAACAGACUCAAACUCACUGCUUGUGUCUGUACAACCAAAGGUUGAGGACUGUGAGACAUCAAUCAUGGAGGUCAACCAAAGCCUUUCACCACUGGUUCAGCUAAAGCAGCAAAGUUGCCAGACCACCGUGAUAAAGGCGGAGGCUUCACAGGAGGCGUGCACAGCAUCUGCUCUUGCUGGUUGGGUCGACAAUAAAGACGCACAAACAGAAACCGCCGAGCAGUCGGGCCAUAAGAAUGGGGUCAUCCCCUCAGGCCUGGCUGUCCUCAAGCAGCUUCUUCAGAAGAGGCAUCGGGGACAGAAUCUUCCUCUGCAAACGGUUGGAACAGACAGUCACUCGACUGCCAUAGCUCAGGUUGCAGCACUACUAGAUCCUUCUACUAAAUCAGUUAAAUCCAGAAAAGCUCCCUCGAACACGCAACGUAAAGCCAGGGCCCCAAAAGCUACCUCUCCCAAGGAUAAAAAGCCUAGGGUUAAGAAAAGCAAGACAAGCAGUACUCAGCCAAAUCUGACUGUGGUUCUGAAGGACAGCAUGUCAGAUGAUGAACCCCUGGUUCUGUCAGAACCAUGCCUAGACCCUUGCAACUUAAUGGAGGACAGCUUGUCGCCAGAGCUCCCACACAACUAUAACUUUGAUAUAAAUGCCAUUGAUCAGACUGAGUUUUCCAGCCCAUAUAGUGGGAGCCAGUUUGUCCUGACUGAUAAAAUCUUACCUGUGAAAUUUCUGAGUGAUGUAAGUCAGGAAGCUGUGUCUGCUCACAUGCCAAGCUUAGAGAAAAACGUCGACAAGGUCUGUGAUUGGCACAAAAGAAGGCCGGUCAGUCCUGAGCUCUUCGAUAAACCUGAGAAAGGGGAGCUUGAAUCAAACGACCUCUCAUUCCUCGACUCUGAGAGAAUCCAGAGCAGGGAUUGGGGCUUUUCUCCAUGUAAAGCCCACACCCUCAGCCCGUUUCAAGACUUUCACUGUGAGAGAAAAGAGCUUCUCUUUUCUGUUUUUGAUCCCGUCUUACCGCUGACGUUAAGCUCAGCAUCCUUCGUUAACCAUGAGGGCUCACCAACAGGAGACCCUCUGGAGGGAAUUGACGGACUAACGUCCACUACACCCAGCAGCUCGCCCAGAUCCAUUAGCUCACUGUCCCAGGGGAGGGCGGUCCAGCUGCUACGAGGGGCGGGUGGUGGAGCACAUGUCUUGAAGCCCCUCAUGUCCCCUCCAAGCAGGGAAGAGAUCCUCAACACUCUGCUGGACCUGGAGAUGUCAGAGGCCACCUUUCAAGAGCCUUUCUGCAGUGACCCCUCUGAUGCGCCUGGGAAACCAAUGGAGGUUGGCGGGCGUAAGCUGACGGUGGGCACCAGACUCACUAAGGAGCUAGCGGAGUUCAGUGGAGACCUUUCUAUGGAGGGUCUUCAUUUCUGGAAGACAGCCUUCUCAGCCAUGACACACCCCGCCAUCAUCACUUCAUCUUCUCAAGCCCAGGGAGCUAAAGCCUCAGAGCAAGCCAAGCCUCAACCGUCCUCAGCUAUUGACAAGAAGGUCAUUCUUCUGCCUUGCAAUAACCCUCCAAACCAGGAGCGUGUGCGUCUGUGGCUGGAAGCAAAGAAACAAUACGACUGCUUACAGAAAUGGCAGAGAGACACAGAGCUGCUGAAGAACAGGAGGACUUUGCUGGACACUGAAGAGGAAAACCAGGAAAAAUCCAGCCUGCCAACUGCUUCCUGCUGCCCAGCAGUGAAGUUUGAUUUGUGCGGGAACCUUUCGUCAAUCCGGACUCAAAGGAGAAAGAAACAGAGGCUGUUUUUAAGUAUGUCUCCUGUGAAGAACCAAGCCUCACAGCUGAGUCCACUUUCAGAUGAAGCUGCAGUGGAUCUUGAGCAGAAGGAACAAGAAAAAUAUGAUGAUGUGGAUAAUUGCACCUCUCCAGAAUCCCCGGAUUUGCCUCCAUGGCAGGAGUCCAGUCAGUGGAGCCCCUCAGGCCUGGACCCGCCCAGUAAAAACAGGCAGAAUGAAAACUCUCCAGAACCACUGUCACCUAGACUCCCCAGUUCCUUAGAGAGACAAGGGCAGAACGAUAGUCCCCCAUUCCUCCAUGUCAGCAACAGGAAAGAUGAAAGGACGAGUCCCCAUCUCCUGUCCAGCACCCCCUUCCUGAGCAGGAGUCAGAGAAGCAAGGACGACCUGGAGGCACUGUGCAGCUCGCCUAUAUCUGCGGAGACUCCAACGUCUCAGAAACUCCAGCAGAGGAAGAGAAUUGAGAGAGGUCCACUGAGAAGAGCCUUACUGACCACACAGUUCCAGAACCAGUUUGCAGCUUUAAAUGUGCCAAAGAAAGAGAACUCUCAGAUCGAAGGGCCCAGCAUUGCCAACUCGUAUGGCUUCAAAGUCAGCAUGCAGAACCUGCAGGAGGCCAAAGCUCUGCAUGAGGUCCAGUACCUAACACUGAUGGGCAUGGAUCUGCACGCAAGGAGCCGCCGUGACCUCGAGCCUGACCCAGAGUUCGACCCCAUAUGUGCCUUAUUCUACUGCCUCAGUUCUGAUGCUCCCCUGCCAGGUGGAGACAGUAGCAAUGUGACCGGUGCCAUAGUGGUUGAUAAAGAUCACCAACGCUGUGAUCAAGGUGACAAGCGAACAGUGCCCCUGCUUCUCAGGUCGGGCGUGUCUGGGCUGCAGGUGAAAUAUGCCACUGAUGAGAACAUGCUGUUCCAGGAGCUGAUCACAGUCAUGAGGAGGUUUGACCCUGACAUCCUGCUGGGGUACGAGGUGCAGAUGCAUUCCUGGGGCUACUUGCUGCAGCGGGCCACUGUGCUCGGAGUGGACCUUUGUCAGAAGCUGUCACGAGUGCCAGGUGACUCCAAGCAGAACCGCUUCACUGCAGACAGGGACGAGUACGGAGCCGACACCAUGACAGAGAUCAACAUUAUUGGACGUGUCGCCCUCAACCUGUGGAGAGUGAUGAAGACCGAGGUGACGUUGAACAACUACAGUUUUGAGAAUGUGGCGUUCCAUGUGCUCCACCAGCGCUUUCCCUCGUACAGCCCCCGCACACUGUCCGACUGGUUUGACCACAACACUGACUUAUACAGGUGGAAGAUGGUCGACCACUACGUGAGCCGAGUGCGUGGCACCAUGCAGCUUCUGCAGCAGCAUGACAUCAUCGGUAGAACCAGUGAGCUCGCCAGACUGUUUGGUAUUCAGUUCCUCCACGUUCUGACCCGAGGAUCGCAGUACCGCGUUGAGUCUAUGAUGCUGCGUGUGGCCAAACCACUGAACUACAUCCCGGUGACUCCAGGCAUCCAGCAGCGAGCCCAGCAGAGGGCGCCGCAGUGCAUCCCCCUGGUGAUGGAGCCUGAGUCACGCUUCUACAGUAACUCAGUGAUCGUACUUGACUUCCAGUCACUCUACCCCUCCAUCGUUAUCGCCUACAACUACUGCUACUCCACCUGCCUGGGCCACGUAGACACCCUGGGAACGUCUGAUGAGUUCAGGUUUGGCUGCACUUCCCUGCGAGUCCCUCCUGAGCUCCUCUUCCAGCUCCGCAACGACAUCACUGUGUCACCCAACGGCGUCGCCUACGUCAAGAGCUCAGUGCGUAAAGGAGUUCUGCCCAGUAUGCUGGAGGAAAUCCUCAACACUCGCAUCAUGGUGAAGCAGUCGAUGAAAAGCUACAAGCAGGACAAAGCCCUCACCAGGCUGCUGGACGCUCGACAGCUCGGACUCAAACUCAUCGCCAACGUGACGUUCGGCUACACUGCAGCCAACUACUCUGGCCGCAUGCCCUGCGUGGAGGUUGGAGACAGCAUUGUUCACAAAGCCAGAGAGACACUGGAGAGAGCCGUCAAGAUGGUCAAUGACACCAAGAAAUGGGGAGCGCGCGUUGUGUACGGAGACACCGACAGCAUGUUUGUUUUACUGAAGGGAGCGACCAAAGAGCAGGCGUUCAAGAUCGGCAACGAGAUCGCUGAGGCAGUGACUGCAACUAAUCCCAAACCUGUUAGACUCAAGUUUGAGAAGGUGUACCUGCCCUGCUUGCUGCAGACAAAGAAACGUUACGUGGGCUACAUGUAUGAAAGCCUUGACCAAAAAGAACCCGUGUUUGACGCCAAAGGCAUCGAGACAGUGCGCCGCGAUGGCUGCCCUGCUGUUUCCAAGAUUCUGGAGCGUUCCAUUAAGCUGCUGUUUGAGACGCGGGACAUCAGCCAGAUCAAACAGUUUGUGCAGCGUCAGUGUGUGAAGGUUCUGGACGGCCGGGCCAGCAUGCAGGACCUGACCUUUGCUAAAGAGUACAGGGGCAGCGCCUCGUACCGGCCUGGAGCCUGCGUCCCUGCACUGGAGCUCACCAGGCGUAUGAUGGCGUACGAUCGUCGCCUGGAGCCCCGCGUGGGCGAGCGGGUGCCGUACGUGGUGGUGUACGGGGUUCCCGGGGUGCCCCUCAUCCAGCUGGUGCGUCGGCCCAUGGAGCUUCUGCAGGACCCGGGCCUCCGACUUAACUCCACCUACUACAUCACCAAGCAGAUCCUGCCGCCUCUGGCCCGCAUGUUCCAGCUGAUCGGUGUGGACGUGUUCAGCUGGUACCAGGAGCUUCCCAGGAUCCAGAAAGCUUCGUGUUUCUCGUCAGCGGGUGGAGACGAGGCGAGGAGGAAAGGAACCAUCUCUCAGUACUUCACCACACUUCACUGCCCCGUGUGCGACGAGCUGACGCAGCUGGGCGUGUGCUCGCGGUGCCGUGCUGACCCACAGAGAGUGUCUGUCAGUCUGUACCAGGACAUGCGGCAGUGGGAGAGUCAGCAAGAGCAACUGCUCAAGAUGUGCAGGAACUGCAGUGGCAGUGCGGAGCGUCAGGUUCCCUGCGUGUCCCUGGACUGUCCAGUCCUCUACAAGCUGGCCCGGGUCAACAGACAGCUCUCCAAGGCUCCCUACCUUCGACAGCUGCUGGAGCAGUUCUGAUUGGCUGGUGCUGCCGACUGAUUUGGUGCUUACCUUUGACUCUUGUCCCGCCCCUCUACAUUCUCGUUGUUGGAUUGUUCUCGUUGAAAUGGUGCUUUGAUUGAACCCUGUUGGGUUAUUUGUAAUACAAGUGUUCUUCUGUUCUGUUUGAGCUCAUGUUUGUCUUGUUUGGUUCUCCAGGCUGAAGCGAGGCUGCUGUGUGUGUGU
Solea senegalensis (Senegalese sole) is the source of this 9845-nucleotide messenger RNA. RefSeq names its product REV3 like, DNA directed polymerase zeta catalytic subunit (gene rev3l). Gene Ontology annotation, molecular function: DNA binding; nucleotide binding; DNA-directed DNA polymerase activity. The transcript has 32 exons. Gene Ontology annotation, cellular component: zeta DNA polymerase complex; nucleus. Lineage: Eukaryota; Metazoa; Chordata; Actinopteri; Pleuronectiformes; Soleidae. The coding region runs from base 600 to 9638 and encodes 3012 amino acids. The record is from RefSeq and is a predicted model, not a curated record. Gene Ontology annotation, biological process: error-prone translesion synthesis; double-strand break repair via homologous recombination.